Molecule: messenger RNA, 669 nt
Organism: Manduca sexta (tobacco hornworm)
Lineage: Eukaryota; Metazoa; Arthropoda; Insecta; Lepidoptera; Sphingidae
Gene: CPF
Product: pupal cuticle protein C1B
Exons: 4
Coding region: 70-519 (149 amino acids)
Source: RefSeq, a predicted model, not a curated record
GUAUAAAAGCCAGGGCGAUUUUCUUGUGACAACACAUAGCACCUUAGAAGUCAAAGUGUUAUACGCAAAAUGAUUUUAAAACUCCUUUUACUGUGUUGUGCUGUGGCGGCUGUUCAUGGCGGGGCGCUGAUUUCUCCAGUGUACGGCUCACCUUACAGUUAUGGGGCUUGGAAUCCCUACAGCUCUUAUCCCGCUCAGCCCGCCCUCGCUUCACAACAUUCUAAUACUUAUAGAUCACCAUUCAAUCUAGGACAGAUAUCAACGUAUACGAAAUCGGUAGACACUCCAUUUUCAAGUGUUCGUAAAGCCGACGUGCGUGUGAGCAACCCUGGCCUGGCUGUGGCACCCGCAUACGCCGGUCUAGCUUCACCCCUAGUGUCUCAUGUUGGUUUAGCUGCACCCAUUGCUCCUGUCGCUAAGGUGGCGACCGCUGGACUCUUAGGUGUGGCCUAUUCUCCUGCAACGACUGUUUCUCAUAUGACCUACACUAAUGGACUUGGCCUUGCUUACAGCUGGUAAACAGCUAGGACUUCUAUAUUAAAAUAAUUUAUUGUAUUAUAAAUGCAUUCUAAGUUUCCUCUCUAUUUGUUGCCUCUUAGUUGUUAACAUAAUUUAUUUGCCUACAUUUAAGUACAUACGUAUAUUAAAUAAAUAUUAUAUUAAACAUGA